AUGAGGCGACGACGGAGGCGGGACGGUUUCUGCCCAGCGCCGGACUUCCGAGACAGGGAAGCUGAGGACAUGGCAGGGGUGUUUGACAUAGACCUGGACCAGCCGGAGGACGCGGGCUCUGAGGAUGAGCUGGAGGAGGGGGGUCAGUUAAAUGAAAGCAUGGACCAUGGGGGAGUUGGACCAUAUGAACUUGGCAUGGAGCAUUGUGAGAAAUUUGAAAUCUCAGAAACUCGUGUGAACAGAGGGCCAGAAAAAAUCAGACCAGAAUGUUCUGAGCUACUUCGAGUACUUGGUAAAGGGGGCUAUGGAAAGGUUUUUCAAGUACGAAAAGUAACAGGAGCAAAUACCGGGAAAAUAUUUGCCAUGAAGGUGCUUAAAAAGGCAAUGAUAGUAAGGAAUGCUAAAGAUACAGCUCAUACAAAAGCAGAACGGAAUAUUCUGGAGGAAGUAAAGCAUCCUUUCACUGUGGAUUUAAUUUAUGCCUUUCAGACCGGUGGAAAACUCUACCUCAUCCUUGAGUAUCUCAGCGGAGGAGAAUUAUUUAUGCAGUUAGAAAGAGAAGGAAUAUUUAUGGAAGACACUGCCUGCUUUUACUUGGCAGAAAUCUCCAUGGCUUUGGGGCAUUUAUAUCAAAAGGGGAUCAUCUACAGAGACCUGAAGCCGGAGAAUAUCAUGCUUAAUCACCAAGGUCACGUCAAACUAACAGAUUUUGGACUAUGCAAAGAAUCUAUUCAUGACGGAACAGUCACACACACCUUUUGUGGAACAAUAGAAUACAUGGCCCCUGAGAUCUUGAUGAGAAGUGGCCACAAUCGUGCUGUGGAUUGGUGGAGUUUGGGAGCAUUAAUGUAUGACAUGCUGACUGGAGCACCCCCGUUCACUGGGGAGAAUAGAAAGAAAACAAUUGACAAAAUCCUCAAAUGUAAACUCAAUUUGCCUCCCUACCUCACGCAAGAAGCCAGAGAUCUGCUUAAAAAGCUGCUGAAAAGAAAUGCUGCUUCUCGUCUUGGAGCUGGUCCUGCGGAUGCUGGAGAAGUUCAAGCUCAUCCAUUCUUCAGACAUAUUAACUGGGAAGAACUGCUGGCUCGGAGGGUGGAGCCCCCCUUCAAACCUCUUUUGCAAUCAGAAGAGGAUGUGAGUCAGUUUGAUUCCAAGUUUACACGUCAGACACCUGUUGACAGCCCAGAUGACUCAGCUCUCAGUGAAAGUGCCAACCAGGUCUUUCUGGGUUUUACGUAUGUGGCUCCAUCUGUACUUGAAAGCGUGAAAGAAAAGUUUUCCUUUGAACCAAAAAUCCGAUCCCCUCGAAGAUUUAUUGGCAGCCCACGAACACCUGUCAGCCCAGUCAAAUUUUCUCCUGGGGAUUUCUGGGGAAGAGGUGCUUCAGCCAGCACGGCAAAUCCGCAGACGCCUGUGGAAUACCCCAUGGAGACAAGUGGGAUAGAGCAGAUGGACGUGACAAUGAGCGGGGAGGCUUCAGCACCGCUUCCAAUAUGACAGCCAAACUCCGGACCGUACAAAAAGCAAGCUUUUCCCAUGAUCUCCAAACGACCAGAGCACCUGCGUAUGAAUCUAUGACAGAACAAUGCUUUUAAUGAAUUGAAGGCAAAAAAGGUGGGGAGGGGAUGUGUGAGCAUCCUGCAGGGUGAAA
Messenger RNA from Capra hircus (goat), 1651 nucleotides. Its product is annotated as ribosomal protein S6 kinase beta-1-like. The transcript is spliced from 2 exons. NCBI's taxonomy places the organism in Eukaryota, Metazoa, Chordata, Mammalia, Artiodactyla, Bovidae. The record is from RefSeq and is a predicted model, not a curated record. Gene Ontology annotation, molecular function: ATP binding; protein serine/threonine kinase activity. The coding region runs from base 1 to 1497 and encodes 498 amino acids. Gene Ontology annotation, biological process: signal transduction; protein phosphorylation; cellular response to insulin stimulus.